Messenger RNA from Salvia hispanica, 4201 nucleotides. NCBI's taxonomy places the organism in Eukaryota, Viridiplantae, Streptophyta, Magnoliopsida, Lamiales, Lamiaceae. The record is from RefSeq and is a predicted model, not a curated record.
UUCAUGUUUUUAACUCUUCUCACAAUUUCCGAAUCAUCUUCUCACAAGAGUCGCAUUCAUAUCUCUCUCUAAUUCUGAACUCUUCUCACAAUUUCCGAAUCAAGAGACACCAAACUCUGGUCUCCUUCGACUUCACCGCAACACCGCCCCUCCGUCGCCGUCGGUUGCGGAAACUCCAGAGGUUCAUCGCCGCCUCAACUUGCCGCCGCUGUCACCAUCCAGCAGCCCAUUCACGCCAGUUCUCAGCACAAAGAAUGGAAGAAGCUGCCGCCGCUGCCUUGCUUCAAGUUCUAUUUCAAAAGCUCAUCGAGUAUGCCAGGGAUCAGGUCUCUUUUGUUCGAGGUUUCAGAAAUGAAGCAGAACAGUUGACUGAAAAUCUGGACAUGAUCCAGAAAUUCUUGAGUGAUUCAGAGAGGGGCUCCAUCGCUGGUGAGGCUGUCAAGAAGUGGCUCACAGAUCUCGGAAAUGGGGGGUUCGAUGCUGACAAUGUUUUGGAUGAAAUCAAAUAUCAUCAACUCUCCAAACAAAGCAAGGCUAUGAUUGCCAACAAACCAAUGAAACAAAAGGUAUUGUCAUGCUUCUCAUUCUGUCUUCGUAUUUCACGUGCUCGAAGUAUGGCUCUUAGAAUCCAACAAAUCAAUGGGGAUUUGGGGGUCAUUAACAAAAGGGCUGCCGAUCUUGGCCUCGUCGGGAGACUUGCUGCUGCUGUGCCCACUUUGCCUGAUGUUGCUCGUGAAACUGACUCGUUCUCUCUUGAUCCUAUUUUUAUUGGAAGAGAUGAGAUGAUGUCAGAAAUAGUUGAACAGCUUACUGCUUGUAUCACAACUGAUGAACCUAUUUCUAUCCUUGCCAUUGUGGGAAUGGGAGGAUUGGGAAAGACAACUUUGACUAGGGAAGUCUUCCAUUUUAUCAAAGAAAAGAAUCUGUUUGGAUCACAUAUUUGGGUGCAUGUUUCUCAAAAUUUUGAUCCACUCGGGGAUAAGGAAGGUGUUUUGAAAAAACUUGAUGGUGCUUUAAAAGAUAAAUCGCAUCUUCUUAUUCUUGAUGAUAUUUGGAAUGAAAGUGUUCUCACAUGGGAAGAAUUUUUUCAUCCCUUGUUGCGCGUUAGUUCUAUGAAGGGUAAUGCGAUUGUUGUUACCACCAGAAGUAUGGACGUCGCUUCAAUUAUGAAACCAUUUCAUACACAUGAGCUGCAAAUUUUAUCAAAUGAAGAUUGUUGGUCAAUUAUCAAAGAAAAAACUUUUGGAAAAGAGAAUGUUCCUUCAGAACUUGAGGCCUCUGGAACAAAGAUUGCAGAAAAAUGUAAAGGUUUGCCAUUAGCUGCCAGCGUAGUUGGUGGAGUACUACUGUGUGAUAAAUCUGAAGAAAAAUGGCACUCGAUCAAAGAGAAUUGGCUUUCACGAUAUGAAGGAAAUGAUAUCGCACAGAUAUUGAAGUUUAGUUUUGAUAAUUUGCCUCUGCCGUCACUCAAAAAGUGUUUUGCAUAUUGUUCGAUUUUUCCUAAAGGUUACAAAAUUAGAACACGGGAUCUGAUCGAGUAUUGGAUGGGCGAAGGAUUUCUUGAAGCUGAUAGAAGCAGUGACAUGGAAUCUAUGGGAGAAAAAUUUAUCUAUGUUCUUCUACGCAACUCUUUCCUGCAAAUUGCGGAAAGAGAUUUUUAUGGAAAUGUGAAAAGUUGUGUGAUGCAUGAUCUUCUGCAUGAUCUCGAAGAUUCUGUUUUAAGAGGUUCUUUUAAGGAAGAAGUAAUUACCCGAGUUCGAUACAUGUUUCUCGAAGAAGAUUCAAUUGUUGAUCUAAAAAAAAAUGCAAAAUAUUUACGCAUCCAUGGAUGACAUCAAUAGUAACAUGUUCUCAAACUUCGAAUCUCUUCAUGUUUUAUAUUUUGGAAAUUGGGAUGUUGAAGAGUUGUCAAGUGAAAUCAAGAAGUUGAUACAUUUGAGGGUUCUUGAUAUUGAACAGACAUCUAUUGAAUAUCUUCCGGAUUGGAUUGGUGAACUCUUUCACUUGCAGACAUUGAGAGCGUGUAACGAUCGUUUAAAGCAACUUCCAAGUACUUUGAAGAACUUGAGAAACUUAAGGCAUCUUUAUAUUGAGGAAGAUGUAGAGUUGUUUGCCGAGAUUGGUCUGUUAACUUCUCUCAGGACCCUAAAGUUUUUUAGAGUGGGCAACAAGAAUGGCUACAAAAUUGCAGAGCUCGGAAGUUUGAAUUGUCUCAAAGGAGAACUGCAAAUUGAUAACCUUGAAAGGGUUUGUAACAAGGAAGAAGCUCAAAAAGCAGAUCUAUCUAACAAGCUAAAAUUAUUGAAGUUAAAUUUGGGAUGGAAGAUUGGUAGAGAAGGUGAAACUACAAAUGAUGAGAAUGUGUUGGAAGGCCUCCAACCUCACUCUCGUCUGGAGAAGUUGGGGAUUUCUGGAUUUGGAGGUAGAAACUUUCCAUCAUGGACUCGAAAUAUGGGAGUUGAUAAUGUAGGCCAAGGUUCUAGGCUACCACUUAACAAGUUGGUUAAGAUAACACUCUCCCACUGCUCAGAAUGUGAAGAAAUCCCAAUGUUUGGGCAGUUGCCAAAUCUCAAGUGUCUUGUGUUGUACAAAUUGAGGAAUGUGAAGUCCAUAAAUUCUUCAUUCUAUGGAGCAGUGAAUGAUGAGACACGUACUGUUUUCCCAGUACUAGAAGAGCUUGUGUUAAAUAGCUUGCCUAAGCUCAUAGUGUUGAAGGGAAUAGAAUCAGUGGAUGCAAGUGCUGUCAAUGUAUUUCCUCACCUUCAAGACUUGAUGAUCCAGAAUUGCGGUGUGUUGAAGAGUUUUCCUACCCAUUUCUGGUCGUUCCUCAAACAAUUGAAUUUUCGUUAUAUUGACAGCUAUAAGCCUUUGGAAGACAUAUUUCGAUUGGAAUUAACGUUGCUAACAAAGCUUUUUAUAGUUGGAAUACGUGAUGUAGAAAGUCUCCCAGAUUGGCUUUUCUUUAGUAAUCCCAAUCUCUCAAAGUUGAAUAUAUUGCAGUGUUCCAAUUUGAGAGAAAUACCAAAUGGUCUAGGCACCCUCAAUACUUUGAAAGAGUUUCGCAUAAAGGAUUGCCCAAAUCUGAAACGGAUUGGAGAUCUUUGCGUACAACAAUCACAAGAAAGUCUCAGAUCCCUUACUACUUUGAAGAUCAGUAUGUGCGAGGCUUUGCUGUAUUUGCCAUGUGAUAUGCUAGGUUCCUCACUCAAGAAGUUAUCGUUGGAGGAUUUAAGUAGCCUAGAGAAUCUACCCGAAAUAAUUGCCCGUCUCCCAAAAUCCCCCCGUCUAGCACGUUUGAAAAUUACUAAUGUUCCUCAGUUCAUGACCACUUGUUUUGUUGAGAUUCCGCCUCGUUUUAGUAGCUUGGCAUGGUUAAGAAUAGAUGCUAGUGUGGGGGGAUUAAUGGAGACUGUUAAUGGCAUAUUGCAAGGAUGCAGCUGUCUUAACAAGUUAGAAUUGAAGGGGAUGGAAAGUUGGGAAAAUCUGCCGGAAUCUAUUCAACAUCUCACUACUCUUUCUGAGUUAAAGCUGGAGAAUUUUGGAAUGGAAGAGUUACCUGAAUGGUUGGGGAACUUGUCAUCUCUAAUGGAGUUGCAUAUACAUAAUUGUAUGAAGUUAAGGCGUCUACCCUCUGCGGAUGCAAUGCGGCGCCUCACUGAAUUAUACUCCUUAAAUAUUGAGGGAUGCCCGGAAAUAUGUCUUGAAGAAGCAAGUGAUGCAGCUGAUUCUCAAUGGCCCACCAUUUCGCAUAUCCCCUUCAUCUAUAUUGAUGGACGCGGAAUCGGUAAUGAUAGUGAUUGUGAUAGUGAUAGUCAUGAAGAGGAAAGCAGAAGGAAAGGUUCGUGUUUGAGUUCGAGUUAUUGCUUCUAAAGAGUGAGGAGGUGAAGGAGUGUGGAGUGUGUGCCCAUAACUUUUCUCCAACUUGAUGUCAACAUUCUUCAAGUUCCCACUGGUUUGGCAAUUGUCUGCGCCGUGUGUCUUUCUCAUGCCACAAUGUGGUGGCAGAAGAAGAUGAAGCAAAGACUUGUGUUAGGCAACGUUCGAAUUUGCUUACCAACAAACUUUUACGGCUGUACUCAUUUUAUCCUUGUUUGUUGCAUGAAACUUGUAAAAUGUAAGGUAUUUUAAGAUGUUUGGAUUGGUUUUGUUGUUGUAAUUUAUGAAUAAAGAUCCUAUGUUUUGUAGGUAUCUUGUUACGACU